AUGUUUAAAGAAAAGAAGAUUGUGAUCCAGCACCAGCGGAUCUGCAGCGGUGAGAGGCCCUACAAGUGUGGGGAGUGUGGGAAGAGCUUUGCACAUGGCUCCAGCCUGUUCACACACCAGCGCAUCCACAGUGGUGAGAGGCCCUACAAGUGUGGGGAGUGUGGGAAGAGCUUUGUGCACAGCUCCAACCUGAUCAAACACCAGCACAUCCACAGCGGUGAGCGGCCCUACAAGUGUGGGGAGUGUGGGAAGGCUCUUAAAUAUAGCUCCAGCCUGAUCAGACACAAGCAGACCCACAUGGGCGAGCAGCCUUACGCCUGCGACCAGUGCCAGGAGAGCUUCCGGUUCAACAAACGCAGGUUGGCCAAGCACCGGUUGACCCACACCCGCAAGAAGCCCGAUGACUGCCCAAGUGCAGGAGAGCUGCAGGCAGAGCCCCCACCUCACCCAGCACCAGCGGAGCCACACUGGUGA
Mesitornis unicolor (brown roatelo) is the source of this 474-nucleotide messenger RNA. RefSeq names its product zinc finger protein 773-like. The transcript has a single exon. The coding region runs from base 1 to 474 and encodes 157 amino acids. The record is from RefSeq and is a predicted model, not a curated record. Gene Ontology annotation, molecular function: DNA-binding transcription factor activity, RNA polymerase II-specific; RNA polymerase II cis-regulatory region sequence-specific DNA binding. NCBI's taxonomy places the organism in Eukaryota, Metazoa, Chordata, Aves, Mesitornithiformes, Mesitornithidae. Gene Ontology annotation, biological process: regulation of transcription by RNA polymerase II.